AUACAAAAGGGCUACAAGAGUACAACAUUUGAUGGGAAGACGUAUGAAAAGUCCAGCCAGAAGAUGGCUCACGGUUCAGAGGAUGCUCGCAAGAAGUUUAUCUUGACCACAACUGGAAACUUCUAUGGCGUGACCCCUUCAUCGUCCCUGACUGAUAGCCCAGAGUUGAAUAACUUCCUGGAUGAUGGAAAUGAAUUUGUCUUAUCUGUCAGCAGACAUGAUAAUGACCUUCACCUGUCAAAUAAGAUUGGCAAUUUGGGGGACAGCAACGAGAAAAUACUGGUCUUCUUCAAGCUGCAGCCCACUGUGAUCACAGACGAUAACCUUCAUCAGAGCAUCCUUGUUUCAUCCAUGCUGGAGUCUCCUAUUAACACCCUCUACCAGGCUGUCAAACAGGUUUUUGCACCUGUGCUGCUAAAGGAUGAACGCUGGCGUUCAGCAUUUGAUCCUAAGCUGGCGAGCCUGUUGAGUGAGCUGGAGCUGGGCCUGGGCUCGGUUGUUCGCCAGUCUGGAGCACUACCCUCUGCUAAGAUGCGCCACACAGAGGAAGAUGUCCUAGGCAUCCUGACUCCCAAUGAUGAGUUUCAGUUCUGGGAAGAUCUUUCUGAUUCUGCGGACAGGAGCGGUGUGAGAGAAAGAGCAACAUAUUUCUCUGAGCAGUUCAAACCUAUACAAAAGGAGUUUGGUUGUCUUGAAGGUUUGCCUAUGUCAGAUGUUGUGGAUCUGGUGGAACAGAGCAGGGACACUCUGGAUGACAUUUGGAGGCAGAGCGAUUUUGAGCCUUAUCCGGAGACACGAAUGGGCCGACUCAUGGAUGUUAUUGGUGGAGCGUUGGGAAGGUAUGUCCAGAAGAAACUAGGUGAUCUGAAGAUUUUUGUUGAACCAUUUGUGCUGGUGAGAGAGAACCUCAGAAUGGGAGUUUCCAUUUGUGAGCAGUGGGUGGCAGCUUGCGAGCAUUUGACUGGACAGCUAUGGAAAAGACACGCUCCGCAUCCUUGGAAAGGAAACAAGCACUGCCCGCUAACCCUAGACUGUCUUGUGAAAAGAUUGAAUGAAGUGGUGACUCUGCGAACAGUUCAUGAGAAACUGUUGUGUUUGCUACCAGGAGGAAAACAGGAAGCUCUGGCUUCAGAUCGUGUGUUUGAACCUUUCUCUGGGCUUAAUCCCCUGCAUUACAACCCCUAUACUGAGCCUCUUUGGAGAGCAGCUGUGGCUCAGUUUGAGCGGGUUAUAGCUCCAUCAGAGCAGCAGGUUGCUGGCAGGCUAAAGAGCUACAUUGCUGAUGUGCAGGAUAACCCACAACAGCUGUUACAGGUGUUCCAGAAACACAAGGAGUUGAUCAGACGUCCCACUGUUAGCAAAGAGCUGCAGUCAGAAAGGGAGACGCUUCUAGCCAGACUACUAGAUUACAACAAGGGUUUGAAGAGUGACUUUGAGAAUCGUUGCCAUGGCGGCCCUGGAGACAAGUCUGGUCCACUCAUUGGCAGGAACCUCCCUGACGCUGUCAACAGAAUAGUUUGGGUGCGACAGCUCUUACACAAGGUCGAAGAUUCUGUUCGCAUAGCUGAGGCUCUUCUGUCAGGCCUGUCUGGAUUCAAGGGUUUCCUGCGUUUCUGCGAUGACUUGCUGGAAGCUCUGAGGGCGUAUGAGCAGGAGCAUUUUGAGGACUGGUCAAGAGAUAUACUGUCUGGACUGGCUGACCCAAAGUCAGGGAUCAGCCUUCAGGCCAGUAACCGCGUGAUGGACCUGGACCAUGUGGACGGCAGGCUGAAGAUUCAGUACUCAGACAGACUGGUCAGUCUGCUCAGGGAGGUGAGGCAGCUCUCCGCAUUGGGAUUUCCAAUCCCAGCAAAGAUACAGCAAGCUGCCAAUACAGCAGACAAAUUCUACAGGCAAGCCAUUGUUUUAAAACAGGUUGCUCAUUUCUACAACACCAUUGACCAGCAGAUGAUUCCCUCUCAGAGGCCUAUGAUGCUUAGUCUUGCCCUCGCCUUUGAACAAGUUAUCAAGAAUCCCCGUUCGCAGUCGAAGGAGUCGGGCGGUAAACUGCAGAUUACCUGGGAUAACCCGAAGGAGUUAGAGUUUUAUAUUGCCAAGUUGCAGUCUGCUGCUGAGAAGCUCUCAACCGAGAACAGAAAGUUACGAAAAUGGCACACAGACUUCACUGACAAGGUCGUGACACUAAUGAAUGUUGAUCUGCUGAGACAUCAGCAGCGGUGGAAAGAUGGCCUGCAGGAGCUCCGUACUGGCUUUGCCACUCUGGAAGCUCAGGGCUUCAGGUCUGAUGACAUGCGGGCAUGGCGUCAGCACUGGAACCAUCAGCUGUACAAGGCUCUAGAGCACCAGUAUCAGGCUGGACUGGAAGCUCUGAACAAGAACUUGCCUGAAAUACACAUUGACCUAAUUUUCAAGCAGGGCCGUCUACAAUUUCGUCCACCGUUUGAGGAGGUGCGAGCACGAUAUUUCAGGGAGAUGAAGCGUUUCAUCGCUAUUCCAAACCAGUUCAAAGGUGUCAGCAUCCAGGGGGAAGAGCUUAUCUUCAACAUUAUGAUUGAUAGAAAUGCCUCUGGCUUCCUCACCAUUUUCAGCAAGGCUGAGGACCUCUUUAGCCGCCUGCAGGCUGUACAGAACAAGUUCAAGGAGUGGGUGGUGCUGGGCCAGGUGGAUUUAGAGAAGUUAGUGGAGAAGCAUCUGAGUUCUGUACAAGACUGGGAGAGAAAUUUCAAGGCACUGAAAACUAGAGGGAGAGACUCCGAACGUCUGCCUAGUCAGGAGAAAGUAGACUGUAUCACGGUGAACUGUGAGCCUGUAAAAGCUGUUAUCGAUGACCUGAUCCAGAGACUGUUUGACAUGCUGCUCUUAUCACUUAGGAAGUCUAUUCAAGGUCACACACAAGCCAUAGAGUGUUUUGUGACAGAAUCAAUGGAGGCCUUGUCCACACGACCAGAGAGCAUGGAGGAGAUUGGUGCAGCUAAUAGCAAAUAUAACCAGAUACUUGCACGAAAGCCUGAAAUCCUGCCUCAGUUCCAGUGUGCUGAGGAGAAGAACCAGCUCCUGCGUGCUGUUGGUGGGUCUGGGAUGGACUCUCUGUCCACACUGAGGGCCAGGUGGGACAAACUGGAGCUUGUCAUGGAGAGCCAUCAGCUUAUGAUCAAAGAACAGAUGGAGGUAAUGCGAAGUCAUGCGGCGGGUCGUAUCAGUGCCUACAGGGCUGAUCUGGAGAGGUUUAAGGCACGCUGGGACCAGCUUAAACCUAAAGAUGACAUGCUUGAUGGCAGUGAUCAUGCUGCCCUGCUUGCAUGUCUUCAAACCAUCAGAGACAAACAGCAAGAAUUUCAGGAGCUAGAACUUGUACGAAGUAAACUGCUAGAAGACUGUACCUGUUUUGAUCUGGAACCUCCAGAUUUCUCUCUGGCAGAGGAAACAAAGACAGACAUGGAGGAACACAGCCAAAUGUGGGGUUUGUACGAGGAGUGGCAGCAGGGCUUCACGGAGAAGGCCCAGGAGGACUGGAUCACAUUCAGGAGUAAGACGUAUCUCUUCGAGGAGUUUCUGUUUGCGUGGCAGGACAGAUUAAGGAAACUAGAGCAACCUACUGCAAUGUCUGUUAAACUGCAAGGAGAAGUGGACAAAUACAAGAACAUGGUCCCUGUGCUGAAGUACGUACGUGGGGAACACCUGUCGCAGGACCAUUGGCUGGACAUGUUUCGUUUGUUGGGGCUACCCCGAGGGACGACCUUAGAGAGACUCACCUUUAAUGACUUUCUUGAUGUGGCAAAUACCAUCAUAGAGAAGGCGCUGGAGCUCAAGGACCUAAACAGUCGUGCUCAGGCAGAGGUGACCAUCAGAGAAGCACUUAGAGAGCUGGAUUUGUGGGGGGCUGCUGCUACCUUCACUCUCACCGAGUACGCAGAGAGCAGCGGACGCACACUCACUCUUAUCAAGGACUGGAAGGACAUAGUCAACCAGGUGGGAGAUAACCGCUGUCUGUUGCAGUCUCUGAAAGACUCUCCCUACUACCGCAGCUUCCAGGACAAGGUCAGUCUGUGGGAGGUACGUCUGUCAGAUUUAGAUGAGUACCUGCUCAAUCUGAAUGCCAUCCAGAGACGCUGGGUUUACUUGGAGCCUAUUUUUGGACGAGGAGCAUUGCCUCGAGAAGAAGCUCGCUUCCAGCGGGUUGAUGAAGACUUCAGGUGCAUACUGUCAGACAUCCAGAGGGACAGCAGAGUUGUUUCUUUGAGUUCAAGAGCUGGCAUCAGGAGCUCCCUUGUCACUAUACUGGAUCAGCUGCAGCGCUGCCAAAAGUCACUUAACGAGUUCUUGGAGGAGAAGCGUUCUACCUUCCCACGUUUCUAUUUCAUCGGAGAUGAUGAUCUUUUAGAAAUUCUUGGCCAGGCAACCAACCCGAGUGUCAUCCAGUCUCACCUCAAGAAACUAUUUGCAGGUAUCCACAGUGUUGUAUUUGAUGAACAGUGCCAGAACAUUGUUGCCAUGUGUUCUUUGGAGGGAGAAGUGGUGCAACUCAGAAAUGCAGUACACAUCUCCAGCCUUGUCGAGGUAUGGUUAAGCGAGUUGUCUGUGGAAAUGAAGGAGACUCUGAAGCACCUGCUCUAUGAAUGUCUGCUGGCGGGGAGGAAAGGAAAUGUGGACCCCUCACGCUAUCCAUCACAGAUUCUGUGUCUGGCUGAGCAAAUCCAAUUUACUGAGGAUGUGGAGAAAGCAAUAAAAGAACAGAAUCUGCAGCGGCUGGAGCUGGAGCUUAAUAGCAAACUGGAGCACUACACCACAGUGGACACCAGCUCUGAUGACCAUCCCAACACAGAGUCCAGCAUCCUGCAGUUGAAGCUGAAGGCUUUGAUCCUCGACAUUAUCCAUAACAUCAGCAUGGUGAAGCAACUCAUCCAGACAGGUGUUACCAGCACCGAUGACUGGGGCUGGAAGAAACAGCUCCGCUUCUAUAUGGGACCAGACAAAUGCUGCCACAUUCAUAUGGUGGAUGCACAGUUCAACUAUACUUAUGAGUACCAGGGGAAUGCAGCCAAGCUGGUGCACACUCCGCUGACUGAUAAGUGCUACCUGACUUUAACCCAGGCCAUGAAGAUGGGACUUGGUGGGAACCCUUAUGGGCCUGCUGGCACAGGCAAGACCGAGUCAGUCAAAGCCUUGGGGGGCCUCUUUGGACGGCAGGUGUUGGUGUUCAACUGUGAUGAGGGUAUCGAUGUAAAGUCAAUGGGACGGAUAUUUGUGGGGUUGGUGAAGUGUGGAGCAUGGGGCUGUUUUGACGAGUUCAACCGUUUGGAGGAAGCAGUACUGUCUGCAGUUUCUAUGCAGAUUCAGGCCAUUCAAGACUCCCUCAAACAUCACAAGAAGAUAUGUGAACUGCUGGGGAAGGAGGUGGAAUUAGACCCAAACUCUGGGGUGUUCAUCACUAUGAACCCAGCUGGAAAAGGCUACGGAGGCAGGCAGAAACUUCCAGACAACCUGAAGCAGCUGUUCAGGCCCGUGGCCAUGACCAGGCCAGACAAUGAGCUCAUUGCUGAAGUCAUCCUCUACUCAGAGGGAUUCAAAAAUGGAGAAAUACUGGGACGCAAACUGGUUGCAAUCUUCAACCUGGCUAGGGAGUUGCUGACACCCCAGCAGCACUAUGACUGGGGUUUGCGUGCUCUGAAGACUGUGCUGAAGGCCUGUGGCAGUCUUCUGCAGCAGCAGAGGAAAAAUCAUGACAAGGAACAGAUUCAGGAGAGCAGUCUGGUGGUGCACGCGUUGAGACUGAACACCAUGUCCAAGCUGACGUUUGCAGACAACUCUCGCUUUGAUGCUCUGGUCAGAGAUGUCUUCACUGGGGUUAGUUUCACUGAUGUGGAGGACCAGAUACUAACACACGCAUUAGAGCAAGUCUACAAGGAGGCUCAACUUGAACUCAUACCCAGCCAGCUGAAGAAGGCCAUGGAGCUGAAUGAGCAGCUGAGACAACGUAUGGGUGUAGUCAUCGUAGGGCCAAGUGGAGCAGGCAAAUCCACUCUCUGGAGGAUGCUCAGGGCUGCACUUAACAAGACAGGCAAAGUGGUGAAGCAGUAUACAAUGAAUCCAAAGGCCAUGCCCAGACAGCAGCUUUUGGGACAUAUAGACAUGGACACCAGAGAAUGGGCUGAUGGCGUUCUAACACACAGUGCCAGGACUGUGGUCAGAGAACCACAGGAGGUAAACUCCUGGAUAGUCUGCGAUGGGGACAUUGACCCUGAGUGGGUUGAGAGUCUAAACUCUGUCCUUGAUGAUAACCGGUUGUUAACCAUGCCUAGUGGAGAGCGCAUCCAGUUUGGACCUAAUGUAAACUUCCUAUUUGAAACUCACGACCUGAGCUGUGCCUCCCCAGCUACCAUUUCACGUAUGGGCAUGAUCUUUCUCAGUGAUGAAGAUAUUGAUGUGGCAGCAUUGCUGAAGUCAUGGUUAAGAGGUCAGCCAGAGGAAUGCCGCAGUAACCUUGAAAACUGGCUUGGAGACUACUUCCAAAGAGCACUGGACUGGGCCCUUAAACAGAACGACUUUGUGGUGGAAACUAGCAUGGUGGGCACAGUGUUCAAUUCUCUGUCACACCUUAGUGCUGUGACUGAGAGAGGACAGUUUGUCAUAGGUCUUCUGAGGGGCAUGGGAGGAAACCUCAAUCUCAAAACAAGACAGGAGUUUUCUAAGGAGCUGCUGAGCUGGGCCAGAGAAAGCCCACCAGACCCCAGAAAGCCACUUGAUACUUACUAUAAUUCUGAAAGUGGCCAUCUAGCUGCCUAUACAUUCCAGCGUCCUGAGGGUCUCACGCUGGAACAGUUCUCUUACACACACAAACUACCUGUAGUCGAGACUCCUGGCAUGCAGAGAGGACUGCAUGGUUUCUACCCAUGGCUUACUGCUCAGCACAGGCAGCCCUUCAUGGUGGUGGGACCUGAGGGUUGUGGAAAAGGCAUGCUCCUGCGAUACGCUUUCUCAAGGCUACGUUCCACCCAGGUCGCUGUGGUUCACUGUAGUGCCCAGACGUCGUCUCGCCAUGUCCUACAGAAGCUCAGCCAGACAUGUCUACUGCUCAGCUCAAACACGGGCCGAGUGUUCAGACCCAAGGACUGUGAGAACCUAGUGCUGUAUUUAAAAGACAUCAAUCUACCCAAGCCAGAUAAAUGGGGGACCAGCAACCUCACUGCUUUCUUGCAACAGGUGUUGACCUAUAAGGGGUUUUAUGAUGAAAAUCUAGAGUGGGUCAGUCUUGAGAACAUUCAGGUGGUGGCAUCCAUGUCAACAGGGGGCGCCGUCAGUAGCCAUUCACUCACCUCCCGAUUCUCCUCUAUUGUACGCAUCUGCACCAUUGACUAUCCAGACAGAGAGCAGCUUCACACCAUCUACUCAGCUUACCUUCAGCCAGUUCUCCAGCAUAGCCUUGGCAGCCAGGCAGCCUGGGCCAGCACAGGAAAAACACAUCAGCUGGCUGGCUCUCUUGUGCAGCUCUAUGAACAGGUGAAAGCAAAGUUUACAGUGGACGACCACAGUCACUACCUGUUUACCCCCUGUAUCCUCACAGAGUGGGUCCUCAGCCUCCUGCGAUAUGACCUCACUUCAGCACAACCGAAUCUGACAGACAGCGUGUUGGAAGUGGUAGCAUACGAGGCAAGGAGGCUGUUCAGAGACCGGCUGGUUUCGUCCAAAGACAUCCAUACCUUUGACAACAUCUUGUCCUCCAUCAUACGAGGAGAUUGGGGCUCUGACGCUCUAGACCACAUGCCUGAUGGUUUCUACGUGACCUGGGGAUCCUCUGAGGGGGCUGUGAUUGCUCCAGGCCAGCCUCUGCCUCCUCAUGGUAAACAGCUGGGUCGCCUGGAUUCAGCAGCUUUGAAACAGGUCAUACAUAAGGGUGUAGUGCUGUACAGCCGUGAUAACAAAGAGCUGGAUCUCCUCCUGUUCUGGGAAGUGUGCGACUUUGUGUCCAGGGUGGAUCGGGUCCUGAGUCGACCUGGUGGCUCUCUGCUUCUGGCAGGACGAAGUGGAGUUGGUCGGCACACGGCCACAUGUCUGGUGGCACACAUGCAUGGUUACACGUUGUUCACACCCAAAAUCUCCCGCGGCUAUACUCUUAAACAUUUCAGCAACGAUCUGAAGAUGGUAAUGCAACUGGCAGGUCUGGAUGGCCAGCAACUGGUUUUAUUGUUGGAGGAUUAUCAGUUUGUCCACCCUGCUUUCUUAGAGAUGGUGAACAGCCUGCUGUCAUCAGGUGAGGUUCCUGGUCUGUAUACCCCAGAGGAACUAGAACCUUUACUCUUGCCACUCAAAGAUGCUGCAUCCCAGGAUGGAUUCACUGGACCGCUCUAUAACUACUUUUCUUACCGAAUUCAGCGCAACCUCCACAUUGUCCUGAUCAUGGACUGCUCCAACUCUAACUUCACCAUUAACUGUGAGAGCAACCCUGCUUUUUACCGCAAGAGUUCUGUCCAGUGGAUGGAAGGAUGGUCUGACAACAGCAUGAAGAAGAUUCCUGACCUGCUGCUGGCAAAAACAGAAAGAGAGGCAGAGAGCAGUGAAAAAGAAACGUCCUCUAAUAGGAAAAACUCAGCAGGGUCUGAGCAGGGAGAUCUGUGCCGAUUGUUCCAUAUGGUCCAUGAGUCAUGUAAAGAACAUGGCGCAACACCAUGUCAGUACAUGGCCUUUUUACAUGUUUACACAGCGAUAUGCAGCCGGAAGCAAAACCAGCUGGCCACACGACAACAACAUCUACAGGCUGGCGUGUCUAAGCUGAAUGAAGCUAAAACAUUGGUUGAUGAAUUGAAGAGGCAAGCCGCAGAGCAGAGCGCACUUCUCAGGACUAAACAACAGGAGGCCGAUGCUGCCCUGCAGGAAAUCACCACCUCUAUGCAGAAUGCCAGUGAUCAGAAGACGGAAAUGGAAAAAAUUAAGGAAAAAAUGGCUCAUGAAGUGUCCAAGAUUGAAGAGAGAAAAGCCAAAAUAGAUGAUGAGUUGAAGGAAGUACAGCCGUUGGUAGACGAAGCAAAGCGUGCAGUUGGAAACAUCAAGUCCGAAGCUCUGUCGGAGAUUCGAUCCCUUCGCAUGCCCCCUGAUGUUAUCAGAGACAUCCUCGAGGGAGUACUGAGACUGAUGGGCAUCUUUGACACCACAUGGGUCAGCAUGAAGAGCUUUCUGGCCAAGCGUGGUGUGAGGGAGGACAUAGCUACAUUUGAAGCCAGCAACAUCACUCCUGAGAUACGCCAGAGUGUUGAAGAGCUGCUCAACAAGAACAAGGCUUCCUUUGACCCCAAGAAUGCAAAGCGGGCAAGUGCUGCAGCUGCUCCUCUGGCUGCCUGGGUCAAAGCCAACGUCCAAUACUCCUUUGUCCUCGAAAAAAUAGAGCCAUUGGAGAGAGAGCAAGCUGGGCUGCUGGAAAAUCUCAGAAAAACAGAGAGUAGGAAGAUUAAACUAGAGGACCAGCUCAACAAUGUUGGAGCCAAAGUCAACAAGCUGAAAGAGAAGUUUCAGUGUUACACUGCAGAGGCUGCUAAGCUGGAGGCUGAGGUGACAAAAGCUCAGGACACAAUCACUGCUGCCCAACAGCUCCUAUCACAACUAGAUGGUGAACACACACGGUGGAACGCACAGAUGUCUGAGAUAAAGAAUGAGUUGGACACGCUUCCUCUCAGGGCUUUGCUUGCUGCAGCCUUCAUCACCUAUCUGUCUGCUGCUUCAGAAGACCGCAGAAGACAUUGUCUGGAGACAUGGAUGGCUCAAUCUGGACUACAGAAGUUUGACUUGCGGUCGUUCUUGUGCUCGGAGAGUGAGCAGCUGAUCUGGAAGAGUCAAGGACUGCCAUCAGAUGAUCUCUCCAUGGAGAAUGCGCUGGUUAUACUCCAGAUCAAUACACUCAAGUUACAGAGUGUUGCCUGUCCAUUCCUGAUAGACCCUUCAUCCCGAGCUACUGAGUGGCUACGCACACAUCUAAAAGAGAAAAGACUUGAGGUUAUCAACCAGCAGGAUAGCAACUUCAUGACAUCUCUGGAACUGGCAGUCAGAUUUGGUAAAACGCUCAUCAUCCAGGAGAUGGAUGGUGUUGAACCUGUGCUCUUUCCACUGCUGAGGAAAGACUUCAUAGCUCAAGGUCCUAGAUAUGUGGUUCAGAUAGGAGACAAAGUUAUUGAUUACAAUGAAGACUUCCGUCUAUUCCUUGCAACGCGGAAUCCUAGUCCGUUCAUCCCUCCCGAUGCUGCUGCUGUGGUCACAGAGGUCAACUUUACUACCACCAGGGCAGGCUUACGAGGACAGUUGCUUGGCUUGACCAUCCAGCAGGAGAAGCCAGAAUUGGAGACAGAGAAAACAAGAUUAUUGCAACAAGAGGAGGACAAGAAGAUACAGUUGGCUCAACUGGAAGAAUCUCUAUUAGAGACUUUGGCUACAGCUCAAGGUAAUAUUCUUGAGAACAGAGAGCUGAUUGACAGUCUAAACCAGACCAAGGCAAGCAGUGCCCUGAUCCAGGAGUCACUGGUGGAAUCACAUAGACUGCAGGCAUCCUUGGACCAGGAGCGGGAUGCCUACCUACCCCUUGCGGAGAGUGCUAGCAAGAUGUAUUUCGUCAUCACAGACCUGUCAAAGAUCAACAACAUGUACCGCUUCAGCCUUGCUUCGUUUUUGCACCUCUUUCAAAGAGCUCUUCAGGCCAAGAAGGAAGAACAGAAUACAGAAGCCAGGAUUGCUGCUUUGGAGGCCAACUUGAAGAGUAUGGUGUAUGAAUAUGUCUGCCGGUCACUUUUUAAGGCCGAUCAGUUGAUGUUUGCAAUGCAUUUUGUGAAAGGCAUGCACCCUGAACUUUUCCAGGAGAAUGAAUGGGAUGUUUUCAUCGGAUCCAUGAUUGGAGAGGUGUUUAAGAAAGAGGAGUUCCCUUCUUGGAUAGAUCAGGAGAGGCAUGGAGCACUGGCUGUUAUAAAAAGUACAUUCCCUGCUCUCUACCAGACCCUUUGUUUGAGUGACUCAGACCUUUGGCUGUCCUUCUUGCAAAGCUCACAGUGUGAACAGGAGAUCCCACUCUCCAUUGCCAAAAAGAUUCUUCUCUUCCAACAGCUUUUAUUGGUUCAGGCAGUCAGACCUGACCGGCUGCAGAGUGCCAUGACCUCCUUUGCUUGCCAAGCCCUGGGUAUGAGAGAGCUUUCCCCGCCCCCUCUGAAUCUGCGGCGUCUCUACACUGAGACAAUGGAGUGGGAGCCGGUGUUAAUCAUCAUCUCUCCAGGGGCAGAUCCAUCCCAAGAGCUUGCAGAACUAGCAGCAGAAACCGUUGGCAGGGACAACUAUCAUGAGAUCUCCAUGGGUCAGGGACAGGCCGAUUUGGCCUUAGCUACACUCAGAGAAUGUUCUCGAAAUGGUGACUGGCUUUGCCUGAAAAAUCUCCACCUUGUUACUGCCUGGCUACCCCUCCUGGAAAAAGAACUAAAUGCACUUUGUCCCAAAGCAACCUUCCGUCUCUGGCUGACAGCAGAAGUUCACUCCAGGUUUCCUCCCAUACUGCUGCAGUCCAGCCUCAAGAUUACUUAUGAGGCUCCUCCGGGGCUUAAGAAGAAUCUUUUGAGAACGUACGAGUCCUGGACUCCAGAGCAGAUCAGUAAAGGAGGCAAUUUGGCCAGAGCCCAAUCUUUUUUCUGUCUGGCUUGGUUCCAUGCUGUCUGUCAAGAGAGAAGAAACUACAUUCCACAGGGGUGGACCAAGUUCUACGAGUUUUCUUUGUCGGACCUCCGUGCUGGUUUUGAAAUUAUUGACAGGCUUUUUGAAGGUGGUAAACCAUUUCAAUGGGAGUUUGUCCAUGGCCUGUUGGAGAGUGCAAUCUAUGGUGGGCGAAUAGACAAUCCUUCUGACCUCCGUAUCUUGCGCUCCUACCUUGAGCAGUUCUUUUCUGCACGACUCCUCUCCUCAUCAGCUGGACAGAGGAAGAGCAGAGGAGGAGCGCACAUCUUUCCACCCCAGAUCAGCCUCCCAAACUCCUGCUCCAUAUUGGAAUACUGCAGUGUGAUAGAGAAACUUCCAGAGGAUGACAGACCUGGAUUUUUUGGUCUGCCUGCCAACAUAGAAAGAUCUUCUCAGAGAAUCAUCAGCUCCCAGGUAAUUUCCCAGCUGCGUAUUCUCAGUCGCUCAGUGGCUACAGGGUCUAAGUUUGACAGAGAACUCUGGUCCAACAGUCUCUCACCUGUCCUCAACUUAUGGAAGAAGCUCAACCAGGGUUCCACCCUGAUCCAUCAGAAGGUGGAUCCCCCCACAGAAGGCCAGAAGUCACCAGUCUUGUCAUUCAUUGCUCUGGAGCAGUUCAGUGCCAUCCGUUUGGUCCAGAGUAUCCACCAAUCUCUGGCUGCACUGAGCAAAGUCAUCAGAGGAACACAACUGUUGACCCCAGAAGUCCAGAAAUUGGCGACUGCUCUGCUGAAUCAGGAGUGUCCUUUAAAAUGGCAGAAUAAAUGGGAAGGACCGGAGGAACCAAUGCAGUACCUCAGAGCGGUGGUAACUCGGGCUCUCGCCAUGCAGAGUUGGGUGGAGCGUGCAAGCAGACAAGCUCUCCUUUCUGACAUCCUUGAUUUGUCGGAGCUCUACCACCCCGAUACCUUCCUCAACGCUUUGAGACAGGAAACGGCCAGGUCUAUGGACUGCUCGAUGGACAGCUUGGUGUUUGCGUCAUCAUGGAGGAGUCCAAUUGCGCAGACGAAGCUACAAGUCAAGGUUGGAGGUCUCCAGUUGGAGGGCUGUCGUUUUGAUGGCGUGCAUUUAAGUGAGAACCAGCAUGAUUCUCCCAGCGUGUCAGCCGUCCCACCGUGCUACAUGGCCUGGGUUCCACAGAACUCCAACGCUGACCCCACGGCAUCAGAGGAGACUAUCUCUCUGCCGUUGUACACCAGCUCGGAGAGACUGAAGGUGGUCACACAUGUCCCUCUGCCGUGUGGAGCAAACCCCAACCAGUGGAUACAGACUGGAGCUGCUCUUUUUCUCAAACAGCAGUGAAACAGGAUCAUAUCGGUGAGGCCAAGCACAUAAACUCAACCACGAGGGCUCUGCCGGAGACAGGAGGCCUUAGUCAACGCUGAUUUGAGUCAGAAUACACAGACACAUCUUGCACCCCAAGAUGUCAGGCACUGGUAUGGUCGCUAGGUUGUUGUGAGUACCUCAAUCGUACACCAAGAUCUUUAUAUUUCUCUCAUAGACAGGACUGAAACAUUCCCAUGUUUGUUUAAGUAUAAGAAUAAUGUUAUUUUGUUGAGCCAUGUUGUAAUAUGCUUUAUAUGUCCCAGCUCUCCUCUUGGUAAUCCCACAAAACACUACUCUGUACAUCCCAAAUUCUUUAGAAUGUUACUGUAGAAAUGAUUGUUUAUAAUAUGAAUUUCAGAGCAGGCUGAAUGUUUCCUGUACAGUCAUUCUGUUACAUUUGAGUGUUUUUGGAGCUUAUUUAUUCAAAAUAAAAUUUAAAUAAAUGUCACUAUUGCUGCAUUUUUUUUUUUCUUUUAGUCACAGCAAUUACUAACAUACGUUCUGCCGGUAUGAUGGUCAGGCAGAAACUCACAGUCCUUCUUAAUUUUAUU
This is a messenger RNA of Cololabis saira (Pacific saury), 13568 nucleotides long. It is a transcript of the gene dync2h1, whose product is annotated as dynein cytoplasmic 2 heavy chain 1. The coding region runs from base 64 to 12993 and encodes 4309 amino acids. Gene Ontology annotation, biological process: microtubule-based movement. Lineage: Eukaryota; Metazoa; Chordata; Actinopteri; Beloniformes; Belonidae. The transcript has 97 exons. The record is from RefSeq and is a predicted model, not a curated record. Gene Ontology annotation, cellular component: dynein complex. Gene Ontology annotation, molecular function: dynein intermediate chain binding; dynein light intermediate chain binding; ATP hydrolysis activity.